CAACAAAAUCGUAAAUGCAAUAAGUAUGCAUUCUGGUGUAAUAGCCGCACCGCUUUCUUGUUAAAUUCUGCGAGUUACCGCGAGCUUAUAUACUUAUAAUCCAUAGUAUAAAAUAUUUUUUGUAUUGAUUUUAAAUACUUUAACGUGUCUUAACCACCUUUAAUGUCAGCCAUGGCACUUAGUCCACGCGAAUCUGGUGAAUAUAUCGUCAAAAAUGCGAAAUACUUGACAGUAUAUCCAGAAGGCAUUGUAAAAUUGGCAAAUGAGGUUAUUUCCCGCUUGCAGUCUGGGCAACUCGAUCCGAAGAACUUUUCGCAAAAUGAUGUGCACCCGAAGUCCACCGAUGCACAUGCCAUUGAAUGGAUAUUUGUGGUGGAUACACUAAAUUUCUGCUUCUGGACGCCAACUGACUACACGAAAUACAAGGUCAACGGUUACACCGGCUACUUUGCUUUAUGCGCUGCCGUAAAUCGUGCCAUGGAGGAGGGCAUAGAUAUCACCAACGCUGAAUACUAUUCCACAAUCGAUGCCGAUACAUUGCGUAAAGUAUUUCGUUCAGAUGAUGGCCAGACGUCUGUGCCAUUGUUUGAACAACGUAUCGCUUGCCUGCAUGAGGUCGGCAAAAGACUCCUGGAGAAGUGGCAAGGCAAGUUCGAGAAUGUGUUGCGUGCCGCCGAUAAUGCUGCCGCGCGUUUACUGGAGCUAGUGGUCAGUGAAUUUCCCUGUUUCCGCGAUGAAGCUGAUUACGAGGGUAAGCGCGUUUCAUUGUACAAGCGUGCACAAAUUCUUAUCGGCGAUAUUUGGUCCUGUUUUGAGGGUAAGGGCUUAGGUAAAUUCAAUGACCUUGAAAAAAUUACCAUGUUUGCCGACUAUCGUGUACCACAAGUGUUGAUACAUUUUGGCAGCUUGGAAUACAAACCGGAAUUACUCGAAGUAUUGAGCAAAGAUACAAUUUUGGAGAAUGGCGAUCCACGUGAAGUCGAGAUUCGUGGCGCGUCUAUAUACAUUGUGGAGCAGGCAAAAGACAUCAUUUUAAACAAACUCAAUAAUAAGGAAAUUGAGCUCAAUAAGGAACAUGUGAACUCUAUUUUAAUAGAUCACUUCCUAUGGGACUACCGACGCAAGCACGCAGAAGAGUUAGAGCACAUACCAUUCCACAAAGUAUUAAGUGUUUACUAUUGAAUGUUGCUUAUACAAUAAAUGUUACAUUUGAUAUUUUGUAUAAAA
Bactrocera tryoni is the source of this 1227-nucleotide messenger RNA. Its product is annotated as queuosine salvage protein. NCBI's taxonomy places the organism in Eukaryota, Metazoa, Arthropoda, Insecta, Diptera, Tephritidae. The record is from RefSeq and is a predicted model, not a curated record. The transcript is spliced from 3 exons. The coding region runs from base 163 to 1182 and encodes 339 amino acids.